This is a messenger RNA of Anopheles coustani, 5026 nucleotides long. RefSeq names its product sarcolemmal membrane-associated protein (gene Slmap). The record is from RefSeq and is a predicted model, not a curated record. The transcript has 11 exons. Gene Ontology annotation, molecular function: protein binding. Lineage: Eukaryota; Metazoa; Arthropoda; Insecta; Diptera; Culicidae. The coding region runs from base 407 to 3688 and encodes 1093 amino acids.
CGGAAGAGAACCAUUUCUGUUGUUUUCCUGCGCGACCGAAUAUAUCUCCGUUUUUUUCGCUUUUUACAACGUUCGUGACUGCAUCUGAAACGAAAACCAGUGAGCUCUGUGUGCACUGUGUUAGUGAAAAUCCCGAAAUAUGAGUGCAAAUUAAUAGAAUUUAAAACAAUUUCCUGUGCAAAUAUAACGACAAGCGAUCGCUCAGCGAAUGAAGUGUGACAAGAAGCGUAGUGCAAGAGAAAAAGAUCCGUGUGUUGCCAAAUCUAGUGGAAAAAGUCAAGAUUCCAGAGAAGAUUUUAGCCGGUCGGUCUGGAUAGUAUCGUCCGGCUUGCAGUCUCCGCUUUCGUUUGAUCCCCAUCAUCUUUCCAUCGAUCACCAUAACGGCGCUAAGUGAUCAGUUCAGGUCAUGGUUUUUAUAAAUAACAGAGAUGAUUAUUUACCAUUCCUGAAAGUGCCAGGAGUAAGAAUGCAAACUCCUUUAGUGAACAACGUGACGACGACCACAACGACACUGAACCGCGACGUUGCAUCACAGGUGCAACAGCAACAGCAGCAACAGCAACAGCAACAACAGCAGCAGCAACAGUUGGGAAAUCUGAGCAAUAAUAACAGUACGAACAUCAACAAUAACAACAACAACACCCUCAUCAACAACAACGGCGGCAUUGGCGUGAGCAGUUCCUGCGUAAACAAUAACAUAAAUAACAAUAACAACAACAGUAUAAACAAUAAUGGCCAACCACAGGUUGCCCGGGCGCUGCUCAUCUGCCGGCCCAAUUCGCAUCCUUUCAAUAAUCGAACUCUUUACCUUGAGCCAGGAGCCCAAGCUAAGGUAGGACGAUCGGUUGCGAGGAUUCGCGUCUCGGAGAACAAUGCAAUCUUUGACUGUAAGGUGUUGUCGCGGAACCAUGCCGUGCUGUGGUACAAGGAUGGCCGUUUCUUUAUCAAGGAUACGGGCAGCAGCAAUGGCACAUUCAUCAACAACCUCCGGCUCAGCCAAUCGUGCACGGAGUCGGAACCGUACGAGAUCAGUUCGGGUGAUAUCGUGCAGUUCGGCGUGGACGUUAUGGAGAACACGCGCCGCGAAACGCACGGCUGCAUUACCGCCACGCUCAAGCUCUUUCUGCCGGACGGUCGGGAAACGAAGGCGAGCCAGAAGGUGGGCAUCGGUGGCCAAAGCACGAUCAUACCACCGGUAGACCUGUACCGAUUGAAUCAGUACAUCCAGGAGGCGAACCAGCGCGAGCAGAUUCUCGAAACGAAGCUCAUCAGCCUGCAGAAGAUGGUCGAGGCGACCAAACAAAAUUCCUUCCUCGGCUGGCAGGCGCUUAUCGACGAGGAUCGGCUACUCAGUCGGAUCGACAUGCUGGAGAAGAAGCUACAGUACUGCCAGAAGAACAUCACCGAGGACAAGCUGCGGGAGGAGCUGCUGAAGCUGCUAGACGAGAAGGAGCAGUAUCAGAACGCGGCCAAGGAGGCCAUGUACAAACUGCACCAGGAGCGGCACGAGGCCGUGCAUAAGCAGAUUUCGCUCGAGAAAGCUCUGUGCACCAGCGAGGACGAAUGUUCGCUGCUGCGGGAGCAGCUGAACAAAACCAAGCAGCAACUACAGGAAAUAACCGUCUGCAUGGAUACCCUAAAGAGUCAGUACGACGAGAAGGUUGCUUCCAGCGAGGAACAACUGAAGGCAAAGGAAUCGGAAAUCACGAGUCUCACGCACAAGCUAGAUCACUUCGUUGACGUUUAUGCGCAGAUUGGUUCAUCGGAUGAUGAACAGCAACAGCAGAUUAAUAGUUCGGCCAUGUCGAACUGGCUGAAGAACUCGGAUAUCAAAAUGUUGGAAGGAUCGGAAGAAAUAAUUAAGGCCAUCUGUAAUGACACCGAAAACGAUAUUACCAAUAGCGAUUACACUGAGGGACUGACAAAACUGCAGCGGCGCAUAAGUACAUUUGAGAAAAAUUUCGCCCUUCUUAUCGGUGGUGAUGGCAUGUCCGAGAAUGUAGAGUCGAACGAACUGGACAACGAAACUUCGGAACCAACGGCAGUAACGGGAACCGCGGUGGCAAAGCUGGCCUCCGAGGACAAUGCCGGCGAGGGCAAGGAGGAAGUUGGAGAGAAUGGGCCAGCGGUUGCCGAAAGUAUCGUCAAACAAGAAUGCGACGGCAAUCAGAAUGAUGUGAACAGCACUAGCACAACCUCAAACGUAACAGGCAGAACCGAUGGUGACGGAGAAUCGAUGGCUAUUCAGCAAGAGCUAGCACCCGUCCAUAUUGUGGGCGAUAUGAAGCCGGAGCCGGAAGUGAACAUAUUGGCCAAUGGAAACAAGGAAUCUUUAGCGAACGUUGGUGUCGGACAGCAGGCACCUCCAUAUGGUGCGGUGGAUCCGAUCAAUCAGAACGUUCUGAAACGUAACAUUCGACUGAUCAAGAACGACUGCAUGACACUGUUGCGCCAAGCAGAGCGUACGAUAGCGCAGAAACAUUCUGAGCAAGCGUCCCAGAAGGCCAAGUAUGAUGAGCUUGAAUCCGAGUUGUUGGCAUUUAAGGCGGAACUGGAGAGCCGCCCCAAGCAAUCCGAUCUCGAUCAGAAGCAAGCACUCUGCGAUAGUCUCGCGGAAACCCUUUCGACGUUGCGCAUCGAGGUGGAAGAGCUGCGUACCAUGAACGACCGUUGCCAGCAGGAGAUGGAGCGAAUGGAGCUCGAGCUGCUGAAGCAAAAGAACUUCGAGAACGAAAAGAUCAGUGCACUGGCAGCGGCCGCGGCGGCGGCGGCGUCGGCUGUGGCCGUCGAUGAGUGUAAGGUUGUGGUGGAAGCACCGAUGGUCACAGUGUCUGCAAAGCAGGAUCCGGUGGAGGAGGUUGUGCGGGAGAAAUCCUCCUCGACUCCAGAAACCGAAUCGAGGGAAAAGGAAGAGAGUGCCGCAUCGACGAAUCAACAGCAGGAGCUGCUAAUGAUGCCGACUACGCUGCUGGUUGUAACGGAGAAUGCCCCGGUAGCCGAGAUGCCCUCCCCGGUGAUGAUACCGUCGGUGCCGAUGGUGGAUGUGGAAACCCAAACCGAUGUCGAAUAUGCUGGUUCUGCAUCUUCAUUAUCCAUGACCGUAGCAACCGUUCUACCUCUUCCGAUCGAUACGAGCGACGGUGGAGACACAUCGAUCAGUUCCAAUCUGGACGACUUGGACGACGAUGACGAGGAUGAUGACGAUGAAAAGACGGAAACUAUCGACGCCAUGGCAAUCUUCAGUCCACUGGAGUUGGGGGAUACGAUGCAUGGUACAGCGAAACUUCAUCCAGGCGAGCCUGCUAGUGAAGGGAAGUUAGCUCCGAUCGUGACCACGGCUGCUUCGGUCACAAACGGUGGCGGGAAUCUCAUGCCUUUGCCGGCAGCGUUACUGGCUGGAGGCGAACAACUAUUACGCACCAUGGAUGACGCGAGUAGUGCUGCGGCGCUUAGUAUCGACCUUGAGCUAGCAAUGAUCAAUCACCCGGAUGUGCAGCGGGAAGAAGAGUUGGUCGCCUUCAAGGAAAAGUACACCCACUUGAGCGAGGAGAACGUUCGGCUAAACCAGCAGCUGCAGCGACUGAGCGGGGAGUUGAGCCAAUCACGGCACUGGUCCGCCGUACAGCUCGCCAUGUACAUCGCACCGAUCGUGGCCAUCUUCGGCUACAUUCUGCUGAACCGAACGUAAUUAACGCUUGUGCCCGUGGGUGGGAGGUGUGUGGUUGAAAACGCAAAUGCGCAGUGCAUGUGUUUGUGUUUGUUGUUGGAUUAUCCUGAAGAUGUGCAAAUCGUCUGCGAGAUGAAAACCAAGCAAAAGGAGACACAAAAUAUCUCGUUAUUUUAUAUCGCUCGGAAGGUGUUGUUUUCUUUUUUUUUUUGUUUAUAAAUACUAUUUAUUAUGAUUACACAACAAAGCCGUUGGAGAUUGAAAGGGGGCCUGCUUCCAGUUUGAAUUCUCCGGCUUUCGUAAAUCGAUUGAAGGAGUAGGAAUCACUUUUCGUUUGUCGGAAAAUGUUAACUCUUCAAAAGUGAGAAUAUCCAGCCCGCCACUCAAGACAAGCCCCUUCAAAGAAUCAAUCAUUACGAUCCACGUUUGUCCAUUUAAUCUCACAACAUGUCGUCCCCCCACUAUGUACAUUUGUGAAACGCCAAUACUGUAUUUAUUAAUGAAUAACCCUCCCGACGCUAGUUUUACCGACGCAAUUGCAUGUGAGAGAAGAACGCGAGAAAAACGUUUAGAAACUGUGAAUUAAUCGAAGGAAAUCGAGCAAGGCUUCGUGCAAGAAACCUAGAAGGGAACUGCUGGCCUGGGAAGGAUCAGACCCCUACCCCGCCCUCCAGUACCAGUGAUGAUGAGCAAUAGUGUGUGAUUGAGUGUGCAUGUAAGUGAAUGUUGGAGUGAAUGGCCUUUAUGAAUGAGUACGAGAAAGGAAAGCCUAAGGCAUUGGAAAUAUGGUUACGAGUGCAUCAGGCAUGGAUUGACUGUAAAAAAAACUAGUUUAAAAACUCACGCUUUUUUUCUCCUCCCCUCUUAUCCUCGGGAUGGCAGAGCUUUAUCUUCCUGUUUCGUUUUUUUUUUCCCCCACCAGGGACUCGAAAUUACCUCCCCCCCCCAGCGUUACAAUAACCUUCAGCUAAACGCAAUGCAACGCCUAAAAUGGACCAGCUGUUCCGUUACUAACGAUCGUCACGAGAGCAAAAACUAGAAGAUCGAAAAAGGGGGAAAACAUGGAAAGUUUCCUAUCGAAAUCUGCACGUCUUUUAGGUCGUACUACCGCUACUCAUGUGCGCACCGAACCGAACGUUGGUUAGGCUAGCUUUUAUAAGAAUCUAUAUAUGAACCUAAUCAUUGUAACGAAUAAUCCGAAUACUUGUAAUACACACGCGAUGAACAUGGCAGACGCACCAAGAGCGUUGGUAAAUCCGUUCGAAACUAACAAACUGCUGGUAUCUUUAGGGGAACGUCUUCGAAGCAUUUCGGCAUACACAAACUACACAACAUUACCCACUAAUAACUAAAACAAAA